AUGGCUGACACCCACAAUCCGCCCCUCAACUACGAAGCCUCCAACACCACCACCCACCCAGUGAUCUCCACGACCCUGCCCCCGGAAGUAUCGCAAUGCCUCAAGAAUGCCCGUUUCCUUCAUCUUGCCACAAUCAGUGCAAGCCAGAGCAGCCCACCAACACCACACGUGUCCUUGAUGAACUACACUUUCCUGCCUUCAUACGACCACCACGGGCCCGUCAUCAUCAUGACCACAAACGCCAAGUCCAUGAAGACCCAGAAUCUGAUGCACAAUCCAAAAGUAUCACUCCUUGUACACGACUGGGUGUCUCAUCGACCGCCCACGGCCACGUCAGUGAGUGGUGAGCAACGAGCCGGGUCUCCGCCCGCCGCCGCGGCUCGCUCAUCUCUUGCCGCCCUCCUUUUGAAUCUGAACACUUCGGCCCUAAGCUCAAUAUCAACCACAAUAGCUGGAGAGGCGAGAUUUCUCGAACAAGGAAGCGAAGAGGAAAAGUGGUGCAAGGAGGCUCACCUGGCGAAUAACACUUUCGGAGGUCAGGUAACGCAAGAGGCGGGGUUUUUCAGUGGGCGGCCAGCAAAUGCCGAUUCGGAGAACAGUAGCUGUUAUAUUGAAGGAGAUGAUGUGAGGGUGGUCAUUGUUCCUGUGCGUGAAGGGAGGAUAGCGGACUGGAAGGGAGGAGUCAAAGACUGGGUCUUGGUCAAUGAAGAUGCUCCACCAACUAGUGCUACUGGGAACACAGCCGUAGCGGAAAGAGGCAGAAGUAAUGGCCACCACCUGGUGAACGGGAUAAGGGAUUGA
This is a messenger RNA of Cladophialophora psammophila CBS 110553, 801 nucleotides long. RefSeq lists its product as uncharacterized. Gene Ontology annotation, cellular component: cytoplasm; nucleus. Lineage: Eukaryota; Fungi; Ascomycota; Eurotiomycetes; Chaetothyriales; Herpotrichiellaceae. The coding region runs from base 1 to 801 and encodes 266 amino acids. The transcript has a single exon. The record is from RefSeq and is a predicted model, not a curated record.